CCGCAGCCAUUGCGCCGGCACAACCUCAUGCCCACCAGCAGGGCACACUUCCCACCCCUGGAGCCCGCCUUCCUCGGCUACGCCACUUCCUAUCUAUUUCCUUAACACUUUGCUCCUCGAGCAAGGUGAGCUCCCUGGCCCGCUGCAGAACUCGCGGAGCCAAGUGCCGCUGCUUACUCAGAAGGAAGACCUACCAGUCCAUGGAAGGGUGCGUAAGUUUGCGCCCCCUGGUGUGGUGCGUUGCCUUCAAUGCGCCACUUUGACCUGUGGGACUCCCAUCAUCCCGGACCACUGGCUAUGCUGGCCGGUGCUGAUGGGAGCGUUGGUAUCCAACAACACAUGGAGGACCACAGGUUCCCUGUCGCGUUCGACUAGACUAGAACCAUAGAAUUGCAGAGUCGGAAGGGAGCACGAGUGUCAUCUAGUCGAUCUCCAUGUAAUGCAGAAAUCUUUUGCCCAGCGUGAGGCUCGAACCAACAACGCUGAAAUUAAAGAGUCUUGUGCGCUCUUACCAAACUGGGCUAACCACAGGUCUAAGAGGCUGCUUCAAAAGUAGGAGGAACGGGGCUUGAUAAAAGAAGAGCAAAGUUUCGAUUCCCGUGGGGCGAAAGGAACCCAGCACUUUGAAAAAUUACCAUCGCAUUAGACUUUUCUAAUUUGUAGAAAAUAGCCCGUAAAUAGCCCGUUUUUCUACUCUCCGUAUAUCCUCGGCUAGACGGCGAUUCCUUCAUAUCGUUAAAAGCAGAGGGGGUGGGGAUUCCCGUUACACAAGUGCAGUGAGCUCUGUACAUGUUCAAAGGCACUGUUUCCUUAGGCUGCGGGAAAUUAUGGAACUGAAUUAUGGAACUGUGUUUGCGUAGGCUACUUAAUCUCUUUGUGCUGUGACUCUCUUUCCUUCUUCUGCCCUCCUGUUUUCCCCUUCAGUCGAAACCUAGACUAUAAAUUGCCAGGACCUGGGGCUUUUUUGGAAUGCUAAAACUACUCUGUCAAUUACCACGCAUAUUGAUACUGUGUCGUUGUUAACAGCAACUGAGGCGGAGUAGACUGACAUGGUUGUCCAAAACUGCAGGGUCAAUCUGCAAUCUGCAAAGUUGAAACAGGAGCGAGCCUGACCACCUUCCCCUGCCUUUGGAAUUCGUAGGCAAAUGCAUACAAACGUGCAGUCGCCUUGCGUGUAUGUUAGCUGUCGAAUCUUUUAAUCCACAAGAGCGCCGCUUUUUUUCUUUUCUUUUUCUUGUGAAUCCAAGGGUAGGAAAUUAUGAACGAUCCCUCAACGCGUCCUCUGGGACAAGGCUUUUGGUUGGUUGCGAGCAGUGUCUGUUUUGAUGAUGUCAGCAGGGGGAAAAAUACCAGUGGAGAUUAGCGUGGAUUCUUCUGCUUCUAGGAGCUGCUGCAGCUUCGGUGGGUAUUAUAUUGCAUAGCGAAUAAUUCCUCGCCCCAGUUAUGGGGGGCAGGCGGGAUGGGAGGAGAGCUUCGUGGCUUCGUUUGCAUCCUCCAGUCGCUAAAUUUGGGGGUCGCCAAAUUUCUGCAAACUGGUCGGUUUUCUCUAUGCUGAGAAUGAAUGUGCGGACAUGCUCAAUGAAGGGGUUUUAAUUGCCGGAGAGAAUAUUAUCUGCACGCAGGAUGCUGCCGAUUGAUCGCUUUUCAUUGCAUUCCUUCGGGAGGGCAUAUGGAAAUGUAUCCCUGCUUGGUCAUACGUUUCCUUUUGUUUGACCUCCGCACCAGAGGUAAACGAUGUCUGAAGGUGGAGGUUCUAUUCAGCUGUCAUCUGCAAUAGCCCUUGACAGCACAAUCCUCUGCGAAGCUUUUUUUAAGCCACCUGAGUCAGUGGUAGCCAUCAUCACAUACUGUACUGAUGAAUUUUCAAGCAGGGUCCAAUUCAGGAGCAUGAGACUCUUAAUCUGAGGGUCAUGGGUUCGAACCCCAUUUUGGCAAACGAUUCCCUGCAUUGCAGACGUUGGACUAGAUUAUCCUCACGGUCCCUUCCGACGCUACAAUUCUGUGACUCUAUGUUUCAAUGUGAUUUGAGUGAACCUUGGCCUUACACAUAACUUUCCCUAAGCCAGUUUAAAUAGUGGGAAAUCUGAUUUGUAACAAACCCGUUUGCCACAGAAUAUGCUAAACCAGCAACCUGUUAUUUACAUUUGCCCUGCAAACUGGGUUCCUAGAAGCCUAGGACUCAUCUCAACCAUGGUUUGGCAUUACAGGUAAAGAACUGCCCCGGAUGACUCAUUUUUAUACUGUUAUGAGUGGCAUAAGAAUUUCUCACUUUCUGCAUUCAUAGUUUCAUAUACAGUAAGCCUGCAGGUUAUGCAAUUUUUUUUUACAAAAUCGUGCACAUUCAGCUUUACAUGCAUGGCAAAACCAAACCAAAACAUAAUUUAAAAGGGGUGCAAAGGUUCUGGGAAAAAUGACUUUGGCAAUCCCACCUGCUAUUGAAUACAAUAUGUUCUGACUAUAUCCAGUUUUGGUUUUAGGCCUGAUCUCCACAACGUAACCCCCACAUAAGUUGUGGGCUUGCUGUACUUCAAAAAAAUUACUUAAGAUUGUUUUUUUGCUAAACAAAUGAGCUUCAUAUACUUUAAUCCAUGCUUUACCAACCUUGUGCCCUCCAAAUGUUUUGAACUACGACUCCCAUUGUACAAUAAAUACAAGGAAAACAAUAUAAAUCAGCAAAACAAUAUGAAUGAGCAAAGUCACAAAAUGGAUCUGUGUUUUUAAAUUCAUUCGUGCUUUCACUGGAGAUGCUCCCAGGCUGUCCACCUGUCAUUUUGAUGUCAAUUUAACUGACAUUUCCCUCCCCUGCCUGUAGCUGCCCCAGUCUCUCACCUGGGAGCAAACCCAAGUUGACUUUCCUAUUGCUGCGUUUUAUGCUACUUUGUGUUUAUAGGCCUGGUCCCCACAUAUGCACCUAGCCUGAGGUGGUUGGAGCCAAAAUAUAAGGAGGAGGCAUCUCUAUGGUCCAUGGUACACUGACAAUUAAGCAGAAAAGCAGGGACAAAGGAAGAGGCUUUGUACAGAAUCAAACCACUGGUCCAUCUUGCCCAGUACUGUCUACACUGACAGGCAGUGUCUCUCUAGGGUUCGAGGAAGGGGACUCUCCCAUCUCUGACAUUCUACCUUCUGGCACUCUGUGUCAAUGAGACGCAGCCUCUUCUAGGAGUUACAUGUGGAACUCCAGAAAGAGUUUGCUGACUGAAUUUCUUCUUUUUUGUUUCAGGUUCCUGCAAUGCUUAUGUGGCAUUUCUGAGGAAAUCAUGAAAUUCGUGUUACUUGCAGCUGUGGUUUGGUGUAUUGUAAUACCACCAUCAGAGACUAGCAAGGUAAAGGGGGUGGCAGUGGUGAAAGCACUCAAUGCAAGUGAGAAAUGAAAGAGACAUUGUACAGGGAAGUAAUUGGAAAGCCUUCCAGGCUAAGUUGAGAUUCCCAUUGGCAAACCACUUCCAUCCAGGUUUUUUUACAAAAAGAUUAUUAUUGGAUUUGAAUACUGCUUAUAUUCCAUAAUGGCUUCUAAGUGGUUUAUAAGCAUAAAAUCAAUUAUAAUAUUCAUACAUAAUUAAAAUGCACAAUAAAACUAUUCCAUCAAAAUAUUAAAAACACUCAUAUUAAAAAUAUACAAGCCCAUUAAAUAGUAUGAGAGUUAAACACUGAACUAUAAAAAACAAUUAAAACAAUUGGAUUAAGAAGUUCAAAUUCAGGGGAAUGAAACAGGCAUGUCUUCAAGAUCCGGCAGGAUAUCUAUGCGAAUGGAUAUUGCAGUUACUAGAUAGGAGAGAAAGCUCACUAGUGAAGUCAAGUGUUGACCCUGCUGAAAAUCUCAUUCUCUGGUGUGGUGGGAUGUUUUGCCAAAUACUCUUUAUUCCAUUCCUAUCUUACUUUGCUUCUUUAGAGCUUUGAGGACAUCCGCUGCAAGUGUGUCUGCCCCCCAUAUAGGAAUAUCAGUGGACAGAUUUACAAGAAGAAUGUGUCGCAGAAGGACUGGUGAGUCAAUCUUCAACUGAAAUUUUACAUCCUCUAACGGCAUAGCAAAUGACCUUUGCAAAAACUUUACAACAUAGCUCCUCAGGGGACUGUUCCAGAAGAUUCUCUGGCUCAAAACCAGCUACUGCAAAUAGUCAGGAUUUGUAAAUAGCUGCUUCUUACUGUGAAUCAGGGCCUCCCAAAGUGCUACAAUUCCCCAUUCAUCUUUUAAAGUCAUAAGGUAGGGAAGCAAUGAAGAAAUGGCUGUUAUCUUACAGCUGCAACCAUUUUCCAAUCCCUUCCUGAUGUUGAUGGGAAGGUUUGUUGGAAGCAGUGAGCUCAAGUUCAGAAUGUCCUGUGCCGCCUCAGAAAACACUACCUUGGUUCCCCACUGCCGUGAACAAGGAUCCCCAAUGGCCACCUGCGGCACUGUCCCAAGUCCAGCUGAACUCCCAUCGCCUUACCCCAUAGGCACCCACUUUGAACUGCAGCACUAGUAUCACAUGACGUUUGCUGUGCAUUUGUGAGAAAUCAGUCUUUUACUGUGGCAAUCAGUCUAUUGUCUGGAACUCCCCACCUAUUCAUACUAGGACAGUGCCUUCAUAGUAUCCCCCCCGCCCCAAUGCGUGCAAAAACUUUUGUUGUUGUUGUUUUGGCAAACCUACAGACAUGCAAUUUUAUUAUGUAUAUUUGUUUUUAAAACUGAUCGUUUUAUCGGUAUUUUGCUCAUUGUAUUAGGUUGCAUCCAACCAAGUUGUAUUCCGAGUAGAUCUACUGGAAUUACCUAAAUUACUCCGGUCCAUCCAUUUCAGUGGAUCUGUUUUGUGCAUGACUAGCACGGGAUGCGACCCGUUAACGUUUACUUCCUUUUAAAGUCUGUCGGUUUUAUCAGUAUUUUCUAAGGAAUAUGUUACGUUACUUUAUGCUUUAGAGCUGGUUGGCCUGUCAUUCGGCGACAUAUAUAACGCUUGCUAAAUAAAAUAAAUAAUAAACUAACCCUGAUAAUCAGCUGGGGCUGAUGGGAAUGGAAGAGUCACAGGUGACAGCCAUUCCUGCUGCAUUCCGUGACAGAGGAGAGCUUCGAUUCCCACUGUUGAUGCUCAUUUCUUGCCAUCAUUGCAGCAACUGCCUGCAUGUGGUGGAGCCGAUGCCUGUGCCGGGGAAUGAUGUCGAGGCAUAUUGCCUGCUGUGUGAGUGCAAGUAUGAAGAGCGAAGCACCACCACCAUCAAGGUACAAGACAAGACGAGCCUUUGCACUGCCUCUCCUUCUCACUGUAUAGAACAGAAUUGUGGCCAUUGGGAAUUUUGGAUGAGUAGGGUUGAGGGUCUACCCAUGAAGGACAUAGCGCUAAUGGUUGUCCCAACCAUUUCUGAAUUUCUGAAGAUUUAGUCCACUGGUUCUCAUGUGGCUUUUACAAACAUAAGAGGAUCCCGGCUGGAUGAGGCCAAGCGCCCCUUUUUCUCCAGCACUCGAAUCAGGCAGCAGCCCACCAGAUGCCCAUGGGAAGCCUGUAAGCAGGACCUGAGUGCAACUCCCCAUCUGUGAUUCCCAGCAACUGGUAUUUCGAGUUACACAGCCUCUGACAGUGGAAGUAGAACAUAACCAUCAUGGCUGCAUUGCUAGCCUUAUCCUCCACAAAUAUAUCUUAUCCUCUUUUGAAGCCGUCCAAGUUGGUGGCCAUCACUGGCUCUGGUGGCAGCAAAUUCCAUAGUUUAACUGCAAGGCUAAUACUUUGCCCCCAAUCUUCCAGCAUCAUUGGAUGUCCCUGAGUUCUUGUAUUAUGAGAGAGAGAAAAAACUCUAUGCACUUUCUCCACAACUUGAAUAAUUUAUAGCUGGAGGUACAUGCAUGGGUUUAAAGCAGGAGUAGUGUGUCCUGCACAAGUCCAUGGGGCAAGCUUGUGCCUCAGUGGCCACAUCAAAAGUCCCUGGUUCUCUGGAAAUUGUAGCUUAGAUGAACCCUGUUGACAUUAAGGGGGUUGCAGCGAAAUGAGCUGGGGUUUUUUUCCACUAGUUGGGAGUUUGCUUCUGGAUUGUUUAAUUCCUGCUAACUUGAAGGUUAACUUGGAACUGUCACAUCAUGCUUCCUAAAUCAUUCUGAAGAGACGUAUGUUGCAAUAUAGGCUGUGUGACUUGCAGAACCUGAUGGCUUAAGAAUUGCUUCAUCCAGUUUCCUUGCUGACCUUUGGCAGGUCAUCAUCAUCAUUUACCUCUCAGUGAUUGGAGCCCUUCUGCUCUACAUGGUCUUUCUGAUGGUGGUCGACCCCCUCAUCCGCAAGCCUGAUGCCUACACCCAGCCCCUGCACAAUGAAGAGGAAAGCGAGGUGAGCAUGAUGCCUUCCUCUUGAUAAUGAGCAGACUGGGGCGAAAGUAGACUGCAUGAGGCGUGAGUCCUAACCUCAGCAUCUGCUAACUUAAUCAGCAUUCUAAAGGGGCAACAGAAUAGAGGGGAAUAUUCCAUCACAUUUAUGACUCACCCGCCAAAGGACAGACAAUAUUCUAUCCAAUCCUUUGAAAACCCCAAAGAUAAAAGUGCUUUGCUCCCUGACACUCAGAGGCCUUCUUCACCUUACUGUGGCUUGCAAUCCUUUCCCAGACAUUGGCCAGACCUUUUUAACUUCCAUGAUGUGCCAGAUAACUGCUUCGCAUGAUGAAUGCUGAAACUGCAGGCACACGGUCCGUACAAUCCCAACUGUGCAAAACUGGAAAAGUUUCAUUGAAAUUUUAUCUUUCUGGCCGCAGAGAUCCUCCAGGUGGUUUUUCUCCAUGAAGGCUUGCCAAAAGGUGUCAACACUUAAAAGGAAUCCAAUCAGACUUCCCCAAUUUUGGGCCUCCAGAUGUUAUUGGACUACAAGCCCUGGUGGCUCCAGCUAGCACAGUCAGCAAUGAUGGGAGCUGUAGUCCAACAACAGCUGGGGACUGGAAGUUGGGGGAGCCUGUUUCAGGUUUCCUUUGAUGUGUCACUGUUGAGCAUUGUUGCUAUGCUUCUGAGAUGCAUUGCCCCUUUGUAGAUCCUUGAGGCGUUCAUUCUUUCGGUCUUGCAGGAUGCCCAUUCACUGGCAGCAAUACGCCCUUCGGCCGCCACCCGGGCAAACACAGUGUUGGAGAGAGUGGAGGGAGCCCAGCAACGGUGGAAGCGUCAGGUGCAGGAGCAGCGGAAGACGGUGUUUGAUCGACACAAGAUGCUCAGCUAGAUCUCAUGGAAGGUUUGCAGUCCGGGAGGGAGCAGCAGCUGCUGGUUAGCUGGGCAGGUAAUUUCUGUUAGCCAGUGCAAACCCCGAGACCUGUAGCUUAAAACUUGUUGUACUUGCCCUUUCUAGUUUGUUUUGCUUGUUUUCCCCUCUUAGAAAGCAAGCUCAGUUGAAAGAAGCCACUGGCUGUGCAUCCCAAUCUUAUUCUAGCCCAUAAGGUGGAAGCCCUUUGUCUUCCCCAUCAUCUGAAACAGGUGUGAACUUGUGACCCCCAAGAUGCUGCUUGGCUCUGUCUCCCAUCAUCCUUGGGCAUUGGCCAUGUUGGUUGGAGCUGAUGGGAGUUGGAGUCCAGUGGUACCUGGACAGCCACAGACAGGUUCUCCACCUUCAGUCUCAAACUAUAUUUCACUCACCAAGCAGUGAGCAUUGCCCCUUAAUUUAAAUGUGAGCUGUGGGAAGUCCAGAAAACAACAACCUUUAGCUUCUUUGUAUCUUUCGAGAAGCUAAAAAUAGCAGCAAAUUGUGCUGUGUCUUGUAAUCUGCCAGGGAAACGUCUAGUUUUAACUGUGAAGAACGGGGCAUUAUAUUGUUGUUGAACUUUCACUAUUGCAAAAGAGGAAGAAGCAGCUGACAGAGAAGUAUUCUAAUCUUUCAAAGAGAAGGCUCUGGCUCUGAUCAUUAAAAGAUAUCAUAAAUGAAAUGCAUUUAGCUAUUACAUCAUGAACUCUCAGAAGCACUUCCUUUGGAGACUUUAAGACUGCUUAACUUUGCACCAAGCAAGUAAUAAAAGUUUUGUUAUGUCAACAGUAACAAACUUUGUUUAAAGUAGGGUUUGUUACAAUAAACCAUUGUUAAAGAUAACCCAAGUUCCUGGUCAAAAGAAACUGUGGUUAAUCUAAGCCAGGAAGGAGAUGCUUGUAAACUCUUCAUUUGAUCCAGAGGUACAAGAUGCAGGUAACUUGCAACUUAUGUGUAUUUAACUUGUGCACAUUUAGCUUUAUGCACUUGGCAAAUUUUGAAUUAAAAAAAUGAAAAGGGGGCACACAUCUGGGGGGGGGGGGAGAGAGACUUUGGCAAUGCCACCUGUCAUUGCAGCCAAUGUGUUUUGACUAUACACAAUUUUGGCUUCAUGUGCUCUUCCCAAAACUCCUGCAUAAGUUGAGAGUUGUCUGUAUUGCUUGUUGGAGUAGGUCUAAGAUUUUAAACUGGGUUCCAUGGAAGCAUGAGUGGGGAGAAUAAAUACUUUUAGAAAUACACAAACUAGAAAUACACAUUUCUAGUUGCAAACACACAGUUUUCCGCACGUUAACGAGCUUGAUUUGAUGUAUACCCUCCAAGAAUUGUGCAUCUGCAUACAAAAUGGACCCUGCUUUUAUUUAUCUGUUUAUUUAUUUUAUACUGUGAUGAAAAAGUCCCCUUGAGGUAGUUCAAAAAUAUAACAAUUUUCAUAAUGAAACAAUAUCUUUGCAUUUGCUUUCAUGUGUGUCUUGUGCAAGGAGAAUUGUCAUUCGGCUUGUGGGAGUCUGUUUCAGUACGUAGAAACUGGACUCUCGAUCCCAGUGUGAAAUGUUGCUUAUAAAAAUAUUGGGUGUAGUCAGUCAAGUUUUACUCUGAGUACACCCACUGAAAUUAAUAGGCCUGCCUUAGUCAUGUCCAUUAAUUUCAUUGGGUCUACUCUAAGUAAGAUUUAGUUGAAUACUACCCUUUGGAUUUCAAUUUGGCUUUACAAGGUGCCAAUUCAAAUAUGGGCAGUUGUUCAUAGUGACGUUCCAGUCCUCAGUAAUCAGUUUUGUUUUACUUGGUCCACAGUUGACAGCCUAGCUAUGUGCAAUAUGGCUGCUGCAUAUGUAAUAUCACAUAUACCAGCCUUCCCCAAAUUGGUGGUCUCCCACUGUUUUGGACUUCAGUUCACAUGAGCUGGUAGUACAAGCGUCUGGAGGCUGGAGGAGAUUGAGAUACGCUUCCGUUUUCAUGGUACCCACAGCAGGUUGUCCUGUCAGCAUGGUACCACUGGUGAAGGGGGCGUAGUUUAAACCUAGUGCAUUCCUGUAAUGUCAUGUAGUAAUAAUGGUUUCUCCAAUGAAAAAAUCAACAGCAAAAGGUGUUUAAGGAUGACCUUUUUCCUGCUGCAUGAAAGAGAUGUUUAUGUAUUAAGUGACCUGUUCUGUUCAUUCCCCUUAAGGAAUCUCUGGCAGAUUGGGAAAUCCUUGUUACUAUGCAGCAUCUUUUCAUUAAACAAAGAAACUGGUGUGUAACCCGUGUCUUUUGUGAUCCAUGUACCCAUUGCACUUCUGCUAAGCAAUAGGAUCUGCCUAUAGUCUAUCCUCAUGUAUUUUCUCAAUGAUGGCCUCUGUAUAGUACCUUUCUGCAACUAUACUGCACUGAUCUGACUCAAGUGCUCCCUCGUGUGGAUUCUGUUCAGAUCUCUUGAAAUCUUGAAGUCCUUUUGUCAUUUUAGGCCAGCCCAUUUUCUCAGACAAAUAUUUAACAAAUCAAAGUGAUAUUUAGAGAGCACCCCUUUAUUUUUUGUCCCUGAAAAUGCAACACUUUUCCAAUAGAAAAUGUGGCAGUGCAAGGCAAAGUUAUUUUAGCUGCUGAUUCUAUGAGUCCUCUGAGUAAUUAAACUGAGAAACAAUGCAUUCAAAGAAUAUAUGAGCUUUGAUCCUACGCAUGGCUACAUCAAAGAAGAUCCCUCAGACUUCCAUUGCACUUACUGUCACAUAAGAUUUCAGAGCAUUGUGGCUGCCAAAUCUGACCCAUUUUAACAGACAUUCUAAGACUGUACUCUCCAAGCCUCCAAGGUGUACGCAAGGCUUCAGGAAGGGGCCAAUUCAUUUUAAGCCACUCCUGAGACACCUUGCUUCACCUUGGACAUAGCCCAAAUCACUUCAGUUCUGGAUCUGGACUUCAUCCAAAGCAAAAUCACACACCUAGUUUCAUUCACCAGAUUCAUUUAGCUUCUAUUAGAACCAUGGCUUUCAGCAUAGCGGCACCAGUAUUUUGGAACGCUGUUCCUAUUGAAACCAGACAGGUACCUUCAAUUCUGAUGUUUCAUCUGCUGGAAAAAAAUUUGUUUUGUCAAGCCUUUUUAUAGCAUUCAUUGCUGUUAAUUUGGGCUUGCGUUUUAGGUUUCUAUUGCCUUUUUGCUGUGCACUGCCACAAUAUUUUUCUUGUGAGUUGGUGGUUUGUAAAUACCCAGAUAAAUAAACCUCCUCCCUCUGUUUCACAAUAAGCCUUUAUUGUCCUAAUGGGUGGUAAAGAUGUUAAUCAGACAUCUUGAGAUGCAGAAGGGAUAAAGGGGAAUGGAAAUUGCAAGAGAGUAGGGAGAUCCUAGCAGGCUCACCUCUCCUUCGGAAAAGUUUCCAGAUGUUGCUCUUCAAGCGUGUCUUGGCAUGUGCUCCUAAAGUUUCUCUUUGAGGCAUAGCUGGAUUCUGUCCUAAUGUUUCACACAACCCUAGUAAUUCAGUCCUUAAGCUCCUAAAAAAAGUUAUGUAGAAAGACCUUUUUGCACACACCCGAAAAUUACCACAGAUGUUUAUAAGACAAGCUUGGCAUUGUUUUGUUUAAAAUGAUUUUUUAAAAGCUUGAGAAAUAAAAUUCCCAUGUGGAUGCCAGAUAUCUAUUGCAUUUCGAUUAGAUAAUGGCUGCAUCAAUUUUAAGAUGCUUUCAUUGUGAGGUCCUAGGCACACACACAUAAACACACAGAGAGAAAUGGAAUGGUUCUUCAGUGGUAAACUUCAACCAUCUGCCACCACACUGGAAGAGAGAGUGACAAUCUUGUGAGAAGGACUCAUACACUGUAACUAAAUGGUAUAGGGCAACAGGCAGUAGUGAAUGUCAUGGUGGCACUUACUUGGUCUCCUGACAGCUGAGUCACCGCUGCUUUCCAAGGAUGGAGAGGGCCAAAGUGGCAGGGAGCGUAGCGUGGUGCAAACACACCACCAGGAAUACCAUAUUGGCUCUGUCGCUGUGUUUGCACUGUGCUGGCCUCCCCACCACCUUGCCCCUCUCCUUCCCAGUAAGCAGCAGUGACUCAGCUGUCAGGAGGUCAGGUGAACACUGCCGCCCCACCGCCCCAUCUGCUAUUGACUGUAGGGGAGCAUCUGUCAGGCACCUGUGUGUAACUGUGAACAAAGGUGUCCUGAGGCUGCCUCUGGAGAGAGAGGCCAUGCUGAAAUUCUUAUCAUUCUUCAAGAAGUGGAGAGAGAUUUUGCCGGCAGAAGAUCCCAGCUUCGAUCCCCAGCAUCUCCAGGCAGGACUGAGAGAGACUCUUGCCUGAAACCCUGGACAGCCACUGCCAGUCUGUGUUGGCAGCACUGAGCUGCAUGGACCAGUGGUGUGAAUUGGUAUAAGGCAGCUUCCUAUGGUUGGGGAAAUGGGGGGGGGGGGGAGUGUGGGUAGCCAUUUUUGAAAACAUUUUUUAUUUUGUUGGUCUAUAUUUGGCAUUGUUUUGUUUUAUAUUAAUAAUACUUUCAUAUUCCACCCUUCAGGGGUAAAAGCACCACUCAGGGCAGCUUACUACAUUCAAAAAAUGAAUAAAAAACAAACACACCAGUAAUAGAUACAACAACCAACCAUGGAGACAGGAACAGGUCCAAGCAUGAAAGCGUUUAUCCGCCACAUAUAACAGAAACCUGUCAGAAUAAGUCUGUUAACUUUUCAGCCUCUGACACCUCCUCCCAGUCUUCUCCCUCUUCUGCCUCUGACCACUUAUUGUAAUCCCACCACCAGUCCCCUGGCUCUGAGGCAUCUUCCUCUGGGAGUUCCCCAGCUGCUUCUUCCCACCAUUCCUCUGCAUCCCACCAUUCCAUGACAGAAGGGCUUUAUACGUCUUUUUAGGUCAUAGCCAUCCCUUUGAAUUGUGCCUAGAAACAGACUGGUAGCUACUGGAGCUGUCCCUUCCCAUGCGGCUUGAGUUUGUGUCAUGCAUGCAUCCUGUCUUAUGGCCGUUGCUACUGAUGGGAUCCUGAAGCUGAGGCUUCAGUGCUUUGGCCACCUCAUGAGAAGAGAAGACUCCCUGGAAAAGACCCUGAUGCUGGGAAAGAUUGAGGGCACAAGGAGAAGGGGACGACAGAGGACGAGAUGGUUGGACAGUGUUCUUGAAGCUACUAGCAUGAGUUUGACCAAACUGCAGGAGGCAGUGGAAGACAGGAGUGCCUGGCGUGCUCUGGUCCAUGGGGUCACAAAGUGUCAGACGCAACUAAACGACUAAACAACAAUAACUGAUGGGGAAGAAGACAAGGAGUUCAACAGAAGGUGGAGCCAGAGUCAAUGGCUGGCAGAGUCAACUAAUUCUAGUUUUGUUUCCAACCUCCUCCUCCCUGCUGAAUCAUACAAGGCACAAAACUGAGACUAAGAGGAGGAAGCUGACAGGAAAUGCCACUCUCUGAACUGGUUGUAAGAAGACAGGCCUGUGGAAGCACACUGAGGACAGACUAAGGAUGGUUGAGCAGUGCCCCAUUUGCCCAUAUGGACCAGCCUCCGCCGCUUAUUCAUUGGCCAAACAGGAAGCAUAUAACUAAAUAUGUAGGAGGUUUGGAAAGGCCACCAUCUAGGAUCCUACUUCCCACAUUCCUCUCACUUCCUGAUGUUUCUGGCUCAUUUCCUAGUGUUUGGGGGAACUUUCUAGAAUUUGCCAGGGAGGAAAGAGAAAGAAUGCCCAGAUUGACACCUUCACGUUUUGCUAGCAACUAUUGAAAGGUGUGGGCAGAUGCUAACUGUCCAAAACUGCUUCAGGGCACAAGAUAUUUUGAAUCCAUCCAAUUUUGUUUUAUGCAAAGGAAACCAUGCAUUUAUUAUUGCAGCUGUCAAAGGAUCCUGCCAAGAUCCAGUGGAGGCGGGGGGGGGGUGUCUCAGAGUUCAAGAUUAUUUCCUACAAUGUUGCUUAUGAUUUAUUAUGUUUUUUUCUCUCUACAUCUAAAAUAAACCCAUUAAAUACUUCAAUGCACAUAAACGAAAAUAAAUUUUAAGUGAUAAACUGGGAAUAGAGUUCAGUGUUGAAACGGUGAUAUAUAUAGAUGAGGGGAAGAAAUCAUCUAGGUUACAAUCAUACACAGACUCUGUCUGAGGGUAAGCGCAGCCAAACUCAGUGGGACUUCUGAACAGACGUGCAUGGUACUGCACUGCGAGUUCUGCUUUCUCUUGUAUAUUUCCCCCCUGUUAAAUGUCAAGAUAUCCAACUUGGGAAGUCAAUCUCAGGGCCUCAGCAAGGGCAUAGCCUUAUUACACAGAAUGAGACAAUGUGAAGAGGUCUGUAAGCAUCCAUCUACCGUUUUAACUAUUGGUUUGCUCAUUGUGCUGUUUUGUCUCCUUGGGAUCGACUCCAUACCAGGAUGCACAUUAUAAAUUACGAGACAAGAUUACCAUCGGGAUCUGCUGGGGGACAAGGUUCUUCCAUCAGGAAAGAGAUCUCUCCUAGAGGUGGUAUCAUUUGGUUCCCAUCUUUCUCCUAAAAGCUUUCAAACAUCAUCAACGUUGUCAUUAUUAUUAUUAAUGCAUAUUAGCAGAUUCCCAUAAGAUAUAUAGGCCAGAUGCUUUUUUAAGGGUAGCUUCUUGAAAAAUAUUGUUUCUGCAGUUGGUUCCGAUCCCAAUCGCUCAAGAUAAUAUAUUAUGGCCACCAUUAUAUUUUAAAAGUACUAUGGUAGCCAGAAUAUAUUUUCUAAAAAAUACUGGCAUAAGAAUGCCCUAGAGUAGCAUGUUCCUGAAUCUUUCAAAAAUGGAAAAUUUCAUAUAAGCCAGUAGCAAUUAAAUAGGAACAAUAGAGAUGUUGUCCCUUACAAGUAAACAUGUUUAUGUGCACAAAGUGGAAGUCAGUGGCUGAAGUCCAGACCACAGUUAUGCAUGAGGCCCAAAUGAAAUCUGUGUGAAUCCAAGGUGGUGGAAUUAUGGGAUGGACUACAGGCACUGACCUUUACAUUUAAAGCAUUAGCUCUAUUUAGGUCUUUUUUCCCAGCUGGAACUCACUGGAACUCAGUUCUGACACCUCAUAGGUGGGAGCCAUUGUCAUUAUAAGAGAGGUUUCCUCAACCUCAGCCUCGAAACCUGUUUUUCAUAGCUGUCCCAUCAAGCUUCAGUCUCAUGUCAUUUGCCACUAAAAAAGUUGCAACAGAUGCAGUGCCCUUUGCUUUGAUUUAGGUACCACUAAUUGUAUAUAACAUGGCAAUCAGGCUGACAUUGAUGCCAAAAUCCAGCAUUGCCUGAGCUCUGUGAGUGCAUCUUUCUCCCAUUUGAAGUGCAGAGUGUUUGAGGACUGGGACAUUCUCAGGGAAACCAAAAUGCUUGUUUACAAAGCUAUUGUACUACCAACCUUUCUGUAUGCUUGUGAAACAUGAGCCACUUAUAAAUGCCAUCUUCAGCUCCUCAAAAGAUUCCAUCAACGGUGUCUCUUGAAAAUUUUACACAUCACUUGGGAAGACAGGUGAACUAAUGCCAGUGUACUGGAAGAAGCAAAGAUCCCCAGUGUCGAAGCAAUGAUUCUUCAACAUCGACUUCGUUGGACUGGUCAUGUUGUUUGGAUGCCUGAUUAUCAUCUUCCUAAGCAAAUACUCUAUUCCAAACUUAAAAAUGGAAAGCAUAAUGCUGGUGGUCAACGAAAGAGGUUUAAAGACCCUCUCAGGGCAAAUCUAAAAAAAAUGUAGUAUAAACACCAACAAUUGGGAAAUACAGGCCUGCAAGCGCUCCAAUUGGAGAACAGCCUUUACCAAAGGUGUCAUGGACUUUGAAGACGCUCAAACUCAGGAUGAAAGGGAGAAAUGUGCUAAGAGGAAGGCACGCUUGGCAAACCCUCACCUUGAUCAACUCCUGCCCAGAAACCAUAUCCCCACUGUGGAAGGACAUGUGGAUUCAGAAUUGGCCUCCACAGUCACUUAGGGACUCAUGGAAGACAAUCUUACUCAGCUACAAGUGAUUAUAAAAAAAGAACAUGUCAUUGUCAAGAUGAGAACAUCAGUAACUCAAUAGAUUGGCAUUGAUCAGACUAGUAGAUCUAGUACAGACUAGUCUAUUCAUCAGACUAGUAGAUCUUGAUCAGACUAUCUCAUAAGCAAUAGCUCAGAUGGUAGAGCAUGAGACUCUUAAUCUAAGGGUUGUGCGUUUGAGCCCCACCUUGGGCCAACAAUUCCUGCAUUGCAGAGGGUUGGGCUAGAUUACCCAUGUGGUCCCUUCCAACUCUACAGUUCUAUUAUCUUUGUACUCCUCUUAUUUUCCACUAGCCAAUGUGAUUAAGACACAUGAAAAUGCAAUUGCUCUUCAAAUAGUAAACAUAGGCAUAAUGUAAACAUAGUGAACGGACAAACAGCUUUUCAAAAUAUAUUGUCGAUUUUGACCUAAAAUUUCAUUAAUGGAUUCAGCUAAUAUAUAACAACUUUUGGCCAUUGUUCACCCCAGUGAGGAAGCUGGCAAGACUUUACAUUCAAUUAAAUAUGUAGUAAUCCACCCACUUCCCACAGGCUCUCACUGAAUGCACUCAAUCACAUCCUCAAAUGCCUUAGAUUCCAUGUAGGUCAAGUAAAUUUAUUUGGCAUAUCCAGGAUAAUGCAGUCCAAAGAACAUAGAGGAGGUCCAUAAUCAGGUCUCUAUAGGGCAAGAGUAAAUUGCCAGCACAUUAUUAAAUUUGCUCUCCUAAAUGGAAAUACUUACUUUACAGCUACUGUUCAUUAUUGCUUUGAGUUUCUUCAUGGAAGGUCCUAAAAGGUGCCAGCUUCCUCCAAAAACAAAAAGGUCACAUUUCACCUAAAAAUUUAAAGGCAAAUGCAUAUUUCUGCGAGUCAAUAAGCACGUCUGGAAAUGUGAAAAAAUGCCAUUUGUAAAUGAUGAUGAUGUGUACAACAAGCCAUCUCAGUGAGAACAUGUUCAGGAGAAAAAACUUUGCAGAUAAGUAUUAUCUGGAGACAACUCUUUCUAUACAUCAAGAAAUGCUGGCUGCAUCAUCUUGCUGACUAUCUUGGAUCACUGUUACUCCCAGGUCACUGUGCAUCUCAGUGGAAUUUUGAAUUUCAUUCUCCUUGGCAAACUUAGCUAUUGCCAAUAUGAUCAUUAGGGUGGAAUCAGAUGACAAUUUAUUGUAACAUGGCUGCUUAAAACUAAAACUCAGAUUAAAUAACUUGCUUUGUUUGUAUUCCAUCUGUAAAAAAAAUGGUCACCUGCUCAUGAUGUCAUUGUGAUGUCUUGUGAUUGACAGCUGCACAGCCUCGCCCACCUGCCAAAUUUGGCCUCUGAGGCCAGUCCUGAUAAGGAUCUGACUGGUGGAACAGAAUCCCUGAUUUACUGCUUCUGCCACUUUCCUUCCUAUUUACUCAAUUCUUCCCAUUUCUCUAUGCAGUUUCCAAAGAAUCUUCAAAGGCAGUAUUCUAACCUAGAUAUAGCCAGAGCAUAGGCUAUAGGAGUUAAGCUACCCCUUUCCAUGCAGAGGCCAGCAGCCGAAUCUCCAUGUCACCAAGGUAAUUUGUGUAUCAAGCAAAAGUAACGACUCCAAAGGUACCUCAAAGCACCCACCAGCUCCAGAAUGCUCUCAGCAUGCUCUUGACUCACAGCAUCUAUGUGCCAUCUCCCGACAUCCAUGUGCACCCAUAAGUAUGUCGUAGUGUAACUAGCAGAAGAAUACUCACUGUGUGCUGAGCAGAGCCUUUGUCCUGAUGUCAGGGUAAAUGCAGCUUACCUGGAUGGGGACGGGGCAGGGGUAGGUGGGAGCGAGAUGGGGUUUCAUGAGUGCAUUGGCAAGAGCACUGGAUUUUGCAGCCCCACCCUUACCACCCCAGCCCCACUGAAAUGAGCUCCAGCAACUCUACAUCUCUAUCCUACUCCACGGGCUGCACCACAAAGAAUACAAAUGACUGCUAAAGGGCUCCCUCCACCUUCCAGUGGCAAUUUGUUUAGCGGCAAUGAAUAUGCUUCUUUUGAAGUAUAUCAUUAUCCAGCACACUCAUGCUUAAAAUGUUUGUGUCUGGUUGAUCUCAAAGCAUGGAAAAGCCCCCAUCUGCGGGCUUGGGAUGAACCUGCAACUUAAUCUCCAGAUCUUAAAAGGAUGCUUCCAUGUCUGGCAAUGCUUUCCUUUCCUCACAUCCAGGUCUUACAGACAUGUCGAUCUCCACAUGAUGACUGAUUGAGUGAUGGUCUGAUUUACCCUUAUUCUAGGACCAAAAAGUCUAAUAUGAGUCAAGAACCCUGGAUUUUUACUGGCAGGUGUUACAUGGCUCUUUGUCAGCUUUUGUCAAGCUCACUUUGAACAAGCAAAACAAGAGCAACAACAAGGUCAGCCACAGAAUUAUUAUCCUUGAUCAAUGUAACUGGCCAUGUGAACAUGCUCCUCAUUCUCCCAGGGAAAGGAAGAUCUCCUAGGGUGGAAGGCUAGGGAAAGAAUGGGAAGCUCCCAGGUGAGAGCUGGGAGCGUCCACCCCCUUUUGUGUCAGACAAGAGUUAAGAUUUACCUUUGAGAGAGGGCUUUGUAUUUUUAUCCUCUCCUCCUCUUUUCCUUUUCCUUUUCCCCCCUUUUACUUAGAUUAGUGUUUUUUUUAUUAUCUCGUAUGAGGAAAACUUUCAAUAAAAAAAUGCUAAAAUAAAAUAAAAUAAAAUAAACUAGUUCCCUUGGGAUCCCUUCCAAGUCUACAAUUGAGGAAUUCUAAGUUCCUCAUUCUCUCCACCAGGAACGCAUGCAAAGGUCAAGGUAGAGGUAAAGGACCCCUUGACAGUUAAGUCCAGUCAAAGCUGACUUGGAUUGUGGCGUUCAUCUCGCUUUCAGGCUGAGGGAGCUAACGUUUGUCCAUUGACAGCUUUCCGGGUCAUGUGGCCAGCAUGACUAAGCCACUUCUGGCACAACAGAUCACUGUGACGGAAACCAGAGCGCACGGAAACACCGUUUACCUUCCUGCCGCAGCACUACCUAUUUAUCUACUUGCACUGGCAUGCUUUCAAAGUGCUAGGUUGGCAGGAGCUGGGACAGAGCAACGGGAGCCCACCCUGUCGCGGGGAUUCAAACCACCGACCUUCGGGUCAGCAAGCCCCAGAGGCUCAGUGGUUUAGACUACAGCGCCACCCACGUCCCACUAACUAUGCUCCAUAAAUGUGGGUAUCCUUCAGUGGCCUUACAUCUGAAGAGAUGGAAUGCAAAAGCACUAAAAGGACAUGAUGAUUCCUGAAAAAAAUAAAGAGGCAUUGGAAUGCAUAUCAUAGGAUUAAUCCACUUACAACAUCCUUAAUUUGUUAUUAAUUUGAAACAUUGGGGUGUGUGCUAAGAAUGUGCAUGGGAAGAUCUACUUCUACAAGUCAUAACACACAAAUUUAUGCACUGGUGAUUAACACUGUACAUGAACCCCAGCAAAGCCCUGGCUUGCUAAAGUAACUUGAACAACAACAAAAAUAUAGGGAAAUUUCUGCUCUCUAUUUUUUUAUCUUCCACUUUGCUAACAACACAAAAAGGACAUUGUGAUAGACGUGAAAGUAAAAGCCAAAUUAUGACUGGCUAAUGUGUCUAAUGAAAGACAAAGAAUAAAGACAGAACCAGUAAUUUUCUAAAGGACCCCCUCCCCUCACCGCAAAUACAAUUACUUCAUUUUUAUCAAGCCCUGACAUCAAUCCCUAAUAGCAAGACUUGACAAGUAUUUUUUUGAAAUUUUUUUGUUUUUUUGCCUGUUAGGGCUUUUAGGGGGCUAUUUCAUGGAUGUUGAUAAAGCUCGCAGUGUUAGGAGAUUAAUGCUCACUGUUCGAUCCAUGCACUGCAAUUUAAUUUGAAGAAAUUAGUUCCAACAAUUAGAAGACAAUGAGUAGAAUGAUAUCAUUCAGUGGUUGCUAUCUGGAUGGCAAGCCUGAGCAGAAUAAAAUCAGUCUGGAAAGGGUCCUGUUGCAGCCUUGAUGAUAGCUGUUUGUUGCAAAGCACGGACAGUUUCACACAUUGCCCAGUAAGAAAGCUAAGCUUGCCACCAACUGUACCCUCAAAAAAGAAGUGUGGCCAAUCUUGGCUCUCUGAUUAGUAUCUGUAUAUGAUGUACAGUGGUACCUCGGGUUACAUACGCUUCAGGUUACAUACGCUUCAGUUUACAGACUCCGCUAACCCAGAAAUAGUGCUUCAGGUUAAGAACUUUGCUUCAGGAUGAGAACAGAUAUCGUGCUCCGGCGGCACGGCACCAGCAGGAGGCCCCAUUAGCUAAAGUGGUAGCUCAGGUUAAGAACAGUUUCAGGUUAAGAACAGACCUCCAGAACGAAUUAAGUACUUAACACGAGGUACCACUGUACAUAUUUUCAAACACCUGUUUGUAACGUAGUUAAGAAACGCUUAAAAACUUAAUGCAAUCACCUAAGCAAUGUAAUGUAUGAAGAUUCCAUCAAGAAUUGCCAUGGCCCAGAAGGGCCAGUCAGAAGGUUUCAGGUCCCUAGGAGUGCAGCCUGGCAUCUGGAUUUCCCAAAAAUCAAGAAGUCCAGGGCUUCUUUCUGAUUGCGAACUGAAUUCCAGAGAGAAAAUAAUUUCUGAAUAGGGUUAAAAUGAGAGAAAAAAACCCAGGGCCAAGUUAUCUUAAGGAUCACCUCUGCCUUUAUGAAGCUGUCAGAAUAAUGAAAACAGCAUCUAUAGUUUAAUUCCGAUUUCACUCUAGCUAUGAGAUUCAUGUGCUUAAAAAGGCAUCCUUUUCAUAUUCCAUGCACUGCCAUCCUCAAAUCCAUAGGAUAGCAGCUGCAACAACAAAAUGUCCACCGUCCAGCACAGAGGAGUUGCAGAACUGGAUUCAGGACCAAUUUUUAAUGCCACCUGCUGGUUUAUAACUAACAAUGCAGAAUCUAUUCAAUGUGUUGUAAUCUGAUGGAGGAAUAUGCUACAUAGGCAAGUAUUUCAUUAGGGCCUGAAAGUACUCCCCCCACCCACCCACCACACCACCCUUUUGCUCCCACUACCAAAAUAUUCAGCAGUGCUUUCAGAGACACAGCAACACUACCGUGGCAGAGGUGAGGAACCUCCAGGCUGCGAGCCUAAGCAGGUCUUUCAGCCUAAGCAGGCCUUACCAUUUCGGCCAAGCCAUGAGCACCUGAUGUCAUGUGCUGAGCAGGUAAGGACACAGCUGAGUCCAAAGGAGGUGUGCAGGAACCAUCAAUCAGCAUCUGCAAAGCCCAGUGUACCUGGCUGCAUAAGCUCCAGAAAUCAGCUGAUCUGGCUGGGUUUUGAGAAGCCCCAUGCAUAGCAUUCCAGAAGAUCCAGAGUGCUUGCAGAAUGCUACACAAGGUUGGAUUUCAAACAAUGCAGGCAAAAUCAGGUCACUUGACAUAAUGAUGACAUCAGGUGACAUCAGGUUAAAUGUGCCCCCAUGAAAACUGGGGGAGAUAACGACCUGGCCCAGUCUCUUAACCCCGUAAAGCAUAACUACCUGCAGAUUAACCAUGAUUGUAAAAUAUAUGCAGUAUAGUACAUGCAAUCAACCGUUAGUAUUAAUUUCGCUAUACUAACUUGGAGUCUACCAUUUAAUUGAAUAUUCUUGUGUGUGUGUGUGUGUGUGUGUGUGUGUCCCCGCCCUGCAGUUUUUUUCCAUAUUUCUUGCUUAGAUUAUAUAAUACUUUGGACAACAGGUUUUUUCUGGAGAGGGAAAGAGAUGGCAGGAAAUAGCAGAAGUUGUUCUGCUUGCACGAAGACAUUGUUGAGUACAACCCUCUGUAACUCUUAGGUGCUAUAGAAACAGAUGCACCUCUCAUUCAACAGCCUUUUAUAGAGUUUUUCAACAACUUUGAAAAAGAACACUUUUAAAGAUGUUCAGUCUAUUCCUUCCGUCCCUUCCUUUAAUAAAAAUUCUUUUUUAAAACAGUCCAGGUUUCUGCCAAAUGACACAAUUGGAAGAUGUGUCAAGACAUGAACUAUUCAAAACAGCAACACACACACUCACAUUCUUUCUUGGCUUUUGUUUUGCAUUAAGAGAUGGGAGGAAUACAGGAACCCCUGAAAAAGUAAAAUUAGGAUUUAAAACUUGGCCAUGGCAUAUUUAUCUGUAAUAGUAAAAAGACAAACAAAAAAACGCACCAUUCUAUAAAAAGAGAAAUUAAAUAAAUUAAAGCAGCUGGAGAAGAAAGGGGAAGAGGGUGGAGAAAGAACUGAGAAUGGAGGGAUGCCUUUCCCUUGGGACUCCCUGGGAAACUCACCAAACCUGCUGUACCUGGAAGUGCAUGCAGAGAAUGCUGGAGGCAGCCUGAGGAAGCUCCAUCCACCUUAGUGCCUGUCCAUAAAAAGCAAGCCUAAAGUGGGAGACCAGAAUGAUGUCAGCAUCAACCCUUCUCUUUGUGAGGCUUUUGCAGGUGUGCUGGGAGUUUGUUUCAACCCUUGGUGAGAGCCAGGAGGCUGAGAGGGAGGGUGUGUCCAAAGUUGAGAUCAUUUAGGCUGGUUCAUAUUCAUUAGUAAUUUUGUGUUAAUACUAUUUUCAUAUGUUAACUGCAUAUUUUUAAAUUUGUUGUUUGAGUUGUCUGUUGUUGCUUUAGUUUUCUAUAGAUGUGUGUGUACACACACACACACACACACACACACACAAUAUGUAUAGUAAAGGUGACCCCUGACCAUUAGGUCCAGUCAUGUCUGACUCUGGGGUUGUGGCGCUCAUCUCGCUUUACUGGCCGAGGGAGCUGGCGUACAGCUUCCCGGUCAUGUGCCCAGCAUGACUAAGCCGCUUCUGGUGAACCAGAGCAGCGCACGGAAACGCCGUUUACCUUCCCGCCGGAGCGGUACCUACUUAUCUACUUGUACUUUGACGUGCUUUCGAACUGCUAGAUUGGCAGGAACAGGGACUGAGCAACGGGAGUUCACCCUGUCAUGGGGAUUCAAACCACUGACCUUCUGAUCGGCAAGUCCUAGGCUCUGUGGUUUAACCCACAGCCCCACCCGCGUCCCCUAAUAUGUAUAGAAAUAGUGUAAAUAAAUAAGUCAAACAGUUCAAAACCAUCCCACACAAACUGAGUCCAAUUGUGGUGAUCAAUGGAAUCUGCAUGUCACUUGGAGGGUUUCAAUAUCCAUGUGCGGAACACCUUAAGUAGACCUGCUUGAACCUCAUGGCUGCCAUGAAAGCCAUAGAACUGUUUCCAGAAGAUUUGUAGUCACUGAAAUAGGCCGGCCUGAGUGAAGAGCUUGUUGUGGGGUCUGGCCUGGGGAGAAGUGGAAUAGAACCCUUGGUCACCUGCUGUGGUGAAUUCACAAAGCAUUUUGAAGGGGAAUUUGCAAGUAUCGGCUCUGAGCCUGAUGCCACAAUUGAGGCACCUAGAGCACCACCUAGUUAGAUUUUGUGGGAUUAUUUUCAGUUGUCACUAUCUGAGGAAGUGGACAAGAAGAUGCUUGAAUCAAUCUAUCUAACCACAUGUAGCCUUUACUCUUGAUUAGGCCUAUCCAGAGGGUGCUAAAUACCCUGUUUUGUUGGAAGAGAACCUUCCCAGAUCUGGAAGAAUAUUAGAGCUACCACAACAGUUACUAAUAUCUUCUUGGGCAAGCUUUGUGUAUUCUUAGAGGAAACAGAUUAUCUAGAGUGAUUCUGAACUCUGGGUUUAGGCCAGGGUUUGGGACUGAAGCAGUUUUGGGUACCUUAAUGGUUGGUUGACCUGUUCCAUGAGACAGAUUAGGAUGGUAAUGAAAAUGUGUGAACCUGCUAGUUCUGUUGGAUCUCUCAGUGGAUGUUUUUUUAAAAAAUACCAUUGACCAUGGUAGCUUACUGGACCAGCUGUGCAGAAUUGAAGUUGGGGGCAUGGUUUGCAGUAGUUCUGCUCUUGUAGGUUCUCUGGGUAUAGGUGAACAAUCAUUCUCUGAACUGCAUGAAUUUCAGGAGAUGCAUUUCUGUAUGCACAUUCCAACAUGAAAGUGUAAUGGCCUAGUUGCCUUGGCCUUUUUGGCUUUGGCCCCAGCCUGGUGGAACGCUCUAUCACAGGAGACCAGGGCCCUGCGGGACUUGACAUCCGUCUGCAGGGCCUGCAAGACGGAGCUGUUCCGCCUGGCCUUCAGUCCAGGCCCAGUUUGACCCCCCUCUAUGGGACCCUUUGGCCUUUUUCUCAGCUCAUGUGGGACCAACAUGGAUAGCUGGCCCUGAUGAAUACUUGAGGUUCCCAACCCGUAUGGUUGUAAUUCGUGGUCAAUCAUUUAAUUUUAUCCUGAUUCUAAUUUUUAAGCUGUAUUUUAAUUAAUUGUUUCAUUGUGUUUUAAUAUAUUUGAUAUUUGAUGUUAGCUGCCCUGAGCCCGGUCUUGGGCGGGGUAUAAAUAAAAAAUUACUUACAUUGUCACAUCCUCCCAACACCUGCCCCACCAUGAGCAGAUUUAUACCUUUUUCAAAGUAGUGCAGCCAGGACUGAAAAAGAGGGAGCUAAUUAAGCAGGAGAUGAAAGCAUUCAUCAAGCAGUGCCCUCCAUUUCAAUUUAGUGCUAAUUUUUCCAAAGGGGUUUUCCUUUCAGCCUUGCAGUGCCUCCCUUCUUUUCCCCAGAUGCAAGGUGUUGGUGUGUUGCUUAUUUUAUCAAGGCAUGGGUGACUUCAAGUCUAGCCCUGCCUUAGCAGAUCCACGAACAAGGAUGCUAAUGCACUUCUGGCUCAAAGUAAAUGAGACAUUAUCUAAGUGCUAAGGAAAUAAAAUGUGAAAUUAAAAAACAGGGAUUAUUUGUUUUAUCUGUGUCUGUCAAAGGGGCCAAAUCUACAAAGGCAGUGAAAUAAUUCCGUCCUUCCCUUUGCUCCCCCUCCCGUUCAAUAUGACAUCAGCAACAUAGAAAAAUGUCCCCAUCUGUUAUAGUAAAAGCAGAUAUAUCAGUUCUGUUUUGUCUCUCAGAAGCUGUCAAGACUAUACACACCAUCGUAUUAAAAAUAUGGUUCAUUCUAAAAACUUGUAUUUUCUCCAUUGGUGAAUAAAAGUCUGAAAAUGCACUGUCAGAGCAUUUCUGGUAACUUUUAAAAUGGAUGUUUAGAAUAGCAUGCAUCAAAUAUAUUUCUCUGCAUCAUAUGCAUGCCCCAAAUAGGAAGUGAAAGCUUAUGUCUACCAUCCUGUUCUGUGCUCUCUUAGUGAGCCACUAAGGUUGUUCACUGAACAAGGCUGAGCUGAAUGAAAAUAUACUUUGAAAAGCAUGAUCAAAAUCCCAUAAAUUGAAGUAAGAACAUUUAUCCCCACAGGGAAUAUUCUACACGAUGCAUGACCUACGAGUAGAAAAAAACUAGGCCAUGCAGUUCUGUAGUUAUCAUUCUUUUAUCUGUGACCUAAUAUGGUAAAAUGGAGCUGUAUAUGUACCAGCUUGGCAAAGCGUUGCAGCCAAAUGUCUUCAGAUUUUAUUGGAAGCAACAUACUAUUAACAGUUGGUUAGUCCGCAAAGUUUCAUAUAAGAGGCAUAGAAUAAGUAAGAAUUAAAGGGAAUACUUGGCAAUCACAUUAACAUAUCUAUAGCUAAGACACUAAACACUGUAAAUCCUUUCUGAAAUGAGAAAGAAAGCAAAAAGGCUGAGCCUUGUAGAAUUGAUUAAACACUCAACUGGUUAACAACAGAGGAGAUUACGAAAAAAUCUCAAUAUGCAGCCAGUCCAAAAAGCCUUUUAUUGUUAAUUUCAGGCCUCUUGGCUGUCGUCUUUCAGCACAAGGAGCAGGAAACGGUUACAUUUGUAAUAGAUAGCAGGCAUGUACAAUCAGACUAACUCCCAUUUUUGGAGAAGAUACUUCUCAGUUACACAGGCCAAGCAAAGCACAUUUUAUACCUCAAAUGUGGUUAGCCAGUGAGAGGACACAGUGCAAAUAUGUAUCCAAAACUCAUCGCCGCUCACAUCUCCCUGCCAAAAGGGCAGACACAGAUGGUAUAUGUGCGCCCUUAGCUGUCAAUAUGGCAAUAUGUUAUAUAUGUUAUAUAUUUCUAGAUCCCUACUAAAGGGUUGUAGUGGGUAUAUGGGAAAACACAUUUGCCAGAGACAUUUAUGUGCCAAUGCUUGAAGCCUCUGAGCUGAGAUGGGAGAGCUAGAGUGCUUGAUUUUAAAUGCAAAAAUAUGACAGAAACCUCUGUAGGAAGGACAUAGGGAAGAGUGUUCUAGGGGCAGCAUUGUGGGUAUAUCAAAACGGAAUGCAAUUAAGAAGAGAAUGCAAAAUGAGACAAAAGAUAAAAUUUUGGAAAAAAUAAAGGAAGGAGAGAAGAAACUGAGGGCGAAACCAAAGUCCCAGGAAAUUUUAAAAGAAAUAAAGCUUUACCAAGUACAAUAUAUGAAAAUGAUGAACCAGGAAAUAGAAUGGAAGAUUAAACAGAUGAGACAAAAGACAUUUGAAUCGGCAAACAAGUGUGGGAAACUGCUGGCUUGGCAAUUGAAAAAAAGACAAAAAUUAAAUACUAUCACGAAUCUGGAAGUGGAAGGAAAGAAUAUAAAAAAUUCAGUUAAAAUUAGAAGGUGCUUCCAGAGGUAUUUCAAACAAUUAUAUACACAAGAAAAGCAGAAUGAAAUGGACAUUGAUAAAUUUCUGGAAACAAAUGGACUACAAAAAAUUUCCCAAGAAAAUAAAUUAAUGCUUGAUUACAAAAUAACGGAUCAGGAAGUAGAAGGGGCCAUUCAGAAUAUGCAAUUAGGUAAAUCUCCAGGACCGGAUGGACUGACUUCUAGAUACUACAGAACUUUGAAAGAAUGGUUAAUACAACCAUUAAAGGAAGUCUGUAAUGAAAUACUGGAAGGGAAAAGGGCAUCUGGGUCGUGGAAAGAAGCAUACAUUACACUUAUACCAAAAUCAGAGUCUGAAAAGACGCAACUUAAAAACUACCGUCCCAUAUCACUGCUUAAUGUGGAUUAUAAAAUUUUUGCAGACAUUUUGGCUAAAAGAUUAAAAAAGGUGCUAGCAGAAGAAAUUCAUAAAGACCAAGCGGGCUUUCUCCCGGGCAGGCAUUUGUCUGAUAAUACGAGGAAUAUAAUUAAUAUUCUAGAAAAGCUACAAGUGAAGAUUAACACUAAAGCAGUUCUGAUUUUUGUGGACGCGGAGAAAGCCUUUGACAAUAUUUCUUGGAGUUUUAUGAAGAAGAAUUUAUUGGGGAUGGGGGUUGGUAAAGGUUUUGGAAAUGGCAUAGGUGCAAUUUACUCAGAACAAAAGGCUAAAUUAAUUGUGAAUAAUGUAGUGACGGAAGAAUUCAAGAUUGAGAAAGGAACACGACAGGGCUGCCCAAUCUCUCCAUUGCUUUUUAUUUCGGUCCUGGAGGUUCUGUUAAAUAUGAUUAGAAGGGACCAAUUGGUUAAAGGUAUACAAGUGGGAGCUAAACAGUACAAACUGAAAGCAUUUGCAGAUGACUUAGUAUUGACUUUACAGGAGCCAGAAUCAAGUACGAAAAGAGUAUUAGAAUUGAUUCAAGAAUUUGGUCAGGUAGCAGGUUUUAAGCUGAAUAAGACGAAAACUAAAGUUAUGGAGAAAAAUCUAAAUGUGAUUGAGAGAGAGAAGUUUCAGAAGGAGACAGGUCUGACAUUGGUUAAGAAAGUGAAAUAUUUAGGGGUCAAUAUGACUGCUAAGAAUGUGAAUUUAUUUAAGGAUAACUAUGAAAAAUGUUGGACUGAAGUGAAAAAAGACUUAGAAAUAUGGUCAAAUUUGAAGCUAUCGUUGCUAGGCCGAAUUGCUGUGAUAAAAAUGAAUGUAUUGCCAAGAAUGUUGUUUCUGUUUCAAUCACUGCAAAUUUUGGACAAAAUGGACUGUUUCAAGAAGUGGCAGAGAGAUAUUUCCAGAUUUGUCUGGCAGGGCAAGAAGCCUCGUAUAAAAUUUAAGAUUUUAACUGAUGCUAAAGAAAGAGGUGGAUUUGCCCUGCCAGACUUAAAACUUUACUAUGAAUCAGCCGCUUUUUGUUGGCUGAGAGAAUGGAUGCUUCUUGAAAAUACGGAUGUUUUGGAUUUGGAAGGUUUCAAUAAUGUAUUUGGUUGGCAUGCAUAUUUGUGGUAUGAUAAGGUCAAAGCACACAAAGCGUUCAAAAACCAUAUUGUAAGAAAAGCACUGUUUAAUGUCUGGAUAAGAUAUAAGGAUUUGUUAGAAAAUAAAACCCCAAGAUGGCUGUCACCUAUGGAGGCAAAGGCCCAGAAAAACUCAAUAUGGAGGCCAAAUGGCCGAAGUAUUGGGAAAUUUUGGAACAAGAGGGUGACAGAUUAAAAUUACAGAGCUUUGAAAAAUUAAAAAACAGAGUGCGAGAUUGGCUCCAUUAUUAUCAAAUAAUGGAGGCAUAUAAUCAGGAUAAAAAACUAGGUUUUCAGGUGGAAAAAUCAAAGCUGGAAACAGAAUUGUUAGACCCUAAAGUUAAGAAUUUGUCAAGAAUGUAUAACUUGCUGUUGAAAUGGAAUACUCAGGAUGAAAUGGUGAAAUCUGCUAUGAUUAAAUGGGCACAGGAUGUUGGACAUAAUAUUAUGAUGGCUGACUGGGAACAGUUAUGGACCACUGGUAUGAAGUUUACGGCAUGCAAUGCCUUAAAAGAGAAUUUAAUGAAAAUGAUCUACAGGUGGUACAUAACACCAGUCAAGCUUGCAAAAAUUUAUCAUUUGCCCGAUAAUAAAUGCUGGAAAUGUAAUGAAAUUGAAGCAUUGAAUUGAACCUUUGGUGGACAUGCCCAAAGAUUAAGGCAUUCUGGGAGAUGAUCUAUAAUGAAAUGAAAAAGGUAUUUAAAUAUACCUUUUUAAAGAAACCAGAGGCCUUUCUCCUGGGCAUGGUGGGCCAAUUGGUGCCAAAGAAGGACAGAGUUUUUUCAUGUAUGCCACAACAGCAGCAAGAAUACUCAUCGCUAAGCACUGGAAGACACAAGACCUACCUACCAGGGAAGAAUGGCAGAUGAAGCUGAUGGAUUACAUGGAAUUGGCGGAAAUGACUGGCAGAAUCCGAGACCAGGGAGAAGAGUCGGUGGAAGAAGAUUGGAAAAAAUUUAAAGUAUAUUUACAGAAAUAUUCUAAAAUUAAUGAAUGUUAGAAGGAUGCUGGAAAGAAGCUACAUGACUUUAGUAGAAAUACUAUAAAGAAUUAAGUAUGAAUAGAUUGACAUUGGGUAAAGGUGUAAAUUUAAAGCUACAUUGCGUUAAGAUAAAUUAUGGAACUAAAUUUGAGAAAGAGGGAAAGAACUUGCUGGAAUAAUUAAUUGAACUAGAAUACAAAAAAGGAGGUGUGAGGAAGUCGAGGAAAUAAGCAAAUGAAAGAUAAGGAUAUGAAAAUACGGGGUCCUUUUUAUUUUUGUUUGUUCUUUUUGAGGGGUUUUAAAUGCUUUUGUUUUUUCUUUUUUGCCUUUUUUGUAUUGUUGAUAUUUUGUAUUACUGUACAGUAUUUUUGUUUUUGAGGUUUUGUAAUUGUUUAUUGCUUGUAUUUUUCUUUUGUUUCUCUUUUCUUUUCUUUGGAAUGUUUAAACUUUAAUAAAUAUCUUAUAUUAAAAAACAAACAAACGGGGAAGACUCCUCCACACAAUCACUGGCCAUAAUCACACCUUACAUUUAAAGCAUUAUGAUACUACUUUUAACAGUCAUGGUUUCCUCAACAAAUUCUGGGAGCUGUAGUUUGUUAAGUGUGCAGUUUGGGAGUGGCCGCCGAGACCACAUAACACCAGUCCUGAAAGACAUUGCCUCCCAGUACAUUUCCAAGCACAAUUCAUAGUAUUGGUGCUGACCUUUAAAGCCCUAAAUACUUGAAGGAGUGUCUCCACCCCCAUUGUUCAGCCUGGACACUGAGAUCCAGCUCCGAGGGCCUUCUGGCGGUUCCCUCACUGCGAGAAGUGAAGUUACAGAGAACCAGGCAGAGGGCCUUCUCGGUAAUGGCGCCCGCCCUGUGGGGCGUCCUCCCAUCAGAUGUCAAGGAAAUAAACAACUGACUUUCAGAAGGCAUCUGAAGGCAGCCCUGUUUAGGGAAGUUUUUAAUAUUUGAUGUUUGUUGGAAGCUGCCCUGAGUGGCUGGGGAAACCCAGCCAGAUGGGUGGGGUAUAAAUAAUAAUAAUAAUAAUAUGAUGAUGAUGAUGGUGUUAAGGGUUAGGAGACCUGCUUUUUCCUCAGAGUUACAAUUCUCAGAGUGGUUUAAUAGUCAAUCCAUCUUCCCAGAUGCCAGAGAUCUUCUGGAUGCAAAGACAGAUGUGCUACUAACUGAUGUUUGGCCACUCAACUCAUCACAUUGAAAUUGUUGGGUAAGAACAGGAGAUGUCCCCUGUGUAUUAUGUCCAAAGUGUCUUCUAUACCACUACUUUCAUACACUAGAGAUGACAAUAACAAGUAACUUUGAUGUGAACAUUUAUGCCUUUCAUAAGAGAGAUCACUGAAUGAAAUGGGAUUGUUGCUCUGGUUUUCUUUAAAAAGAUAGAAUAACUGGGUGUUUGCAAAACUCUUGUUUAGUUGGUCCUCUUAAAAAACACUGUCUAACAUAGCCGCUAUUAUGCGGUUUUGCACUUUGUAUGACGAUAUGGUGCAUAAAUGAAUCCCAGAUGGUAGAAGCUUUCAUCACCUAUUUAUCAUCCUAUCGGGUCCCUUCUUUCUGAAUCAUUGACUCUGCGAUCCUGUCAGCAGUAGGAGAAUUACUGUUUGUCCAUCCCAUUACUCUGCCUAUAAUUCUAGCAGAUUGGAUGUGGCGAAUGUGAAUGCCACGGUGACCUCACUUUAAAGUUGCGAGAACAUCUAAAAUUUAAGACUGGAAAAUAUGUGAGAUUAGAUUAAAGGGUGGGCAUGUGGAGGCAUUAGAUAAGGAUAGCAUCUCAUCAAGGGGUACUGGGGCAAAGGAGGGAAGGAUUAAGGAGGUGGAGGAGAGGUGUGGAAACAGGGUGGAUAUGUAAGAUAAAAAGAUAGAAAGUAAGGUAGAAGGGCUGAUCUCAGAGACAAAUUACACAUUUUUCUUGAUCAGCAGUUUCACAUUUGCUGCCUUUGAUAACUUUUAAUAUUGUGGAUGCCAUCUAGAUGUGUAAUUUGUCUCUUUUUAAUUUGUCAAUUUCUAGAAAGGUUUGAAAACAAGACCUUUAAAAGCUUAAGAGUAAGAAUUUGGAUGCUCCUCUAUACAAAAAUGGCAAAUUGAUGAUACAAGCACAUUCAGUCACAGGGUUCAGUUGGUUUCUCCGUAGAUAAGACGAAAUAGCAGGAAAGACUUUGGGUUUAAAUUUCAAGCUUCAGUAGAUCCAGGUUGCAUGCCACUUUACAUCUGGAAAAGAGCAAAAAGGAACUGUUUGAAAAUUCUAGGAUUAUACCAGGCAGAUAGACAUAUUCAAGACAAAUGUCUUGGGCAAACAAUAUCCCACUUCCACUAAAAAGUUGUUUGGGCUGAGCUAUCACAGUCCAAACAAUGCGUACAUUGAAGUGAAAGUGAGAGAGAGGUUUCCAUUCAUGAAGGAAGGAGGCAGGAAGCUUUCAUGACCUUUAACAAGCAUGCAGCUCCCAUUUAAUAGCUGGUGGAAGAAUUUGUUUGAGAUCAGCCCCCAAGCAGAAAUGCCUUCACAGCGUUUCCCCACAAAUCAGCUGGUGCUCUUUGCACGGCUAUAGGUGUCAGCCCUGCUGGAGUCCACAACUCUUUGAGACGUGUUUUGAAACAAACAGCCACUCAUCACUGAUAAUCAGACCAAGAUGCUUCAAAUAACAUCCAUUUAGGAGUUAUUAAUUGUUAACACGUACAUCAAAAUAUUCAGCAUUGCAUAAAUUCAUCCUGUUCUCCAGAUUUCCAGGGAUAUUCCACCACCAAAAGAUGACAAAACCAACUUUUGUUAGAGGAUAUUUCUGAUACACCCCAAAUUCAGAAUACAAUAUAGCUUGCUAUUUAUAUUUAAAAAACAGCCAUAAGAAUGCUAGGUAACAUGAAGUACAAAUUCUAGUUAGAAUUGCACAUUUGUUUUUCACAUUAAACUUGGCUGUGAAUAAUUAGAGACUGUAGAGUUGGUAUAAGGGGGCUGGGAUCAGAAAUCUCCAUGCCAUAGAUUUUUAACAUAAACAAAGAUCAUAAUUAAAUGCACAGGAGCACUGGUAAGCAGCUGUACAUUGAUCUAGAUAAUCUUGAACAUCUUCAUGGUUGGUAACCUUGUCAGGAAAUUUCACUGCAGCAGAACAAUAAUACUAUUUCAAUGUAAAUAAAUAAUUUUCCACAAGCAAGGUGAACAGAAAGAAUUUGGAGCAUUCAAGAGUAAGGCGGGGAGAAUCAUUGGCAAGAGAAGGCACACAGGACAGAAUUCAGUUCUAUUUAGCCUUGGCAGCUUAGAGUUGGGACGAUACACUUAAAAAAAUUUAAAAUGGUACAAAAUAGCUACAGUACAAGGAGAAGGGGAUGACAGAAGAUGAGAUGGUUGGACAGUGUUCUCGAAGCUACUAACAUGAGUUUGACCGAACUGUGGGAGGCAGUGGAAGACAGGAGUGCCUGGCGUGCUCUGGUCCAUGGGGUCACGAAGAGUCGGACAUGACUAAAUGACUAAACAACAAUAGCUACAGUACUGCCAGUUCCAUGGGGGAUGCUCAGACAAGAUGCUCUCAAUGUGUCCCCCCCGCUCCUGAGUGUGUCUAUCUUACCCUCCUUGCUUGUGUUAUCAGUGCCCAUUUGAUUCUUUCUCUUUCUAAGCCAGCUCCACACCACUUCCCAGAAGGACUGGACAAGGUGUGUGGAGACAACUGCACAUCUUCAUUCUUUUCACUGCUCACUCACUUACAGAAGCAGGUGAACAGCAGGCAGCAACAGCAGGAAGGAGAAAGUGCAAGGCCAGCAGAUUGGAAUGCUCUCUGGAUAUUGUUGGGCAACACCAACUCCCAUCAGGAUGGCCAAUGGUCAAGGAUGAUGAGAUCUGUAGUUCAAAAAAUAUGGAGGGCCCAGUGUUGCCUACCUCUGUCCUAAGUACUGCUGCUUUCUACUGGGCUAUGUGUCUCAGCAAAUGCCCCCCAAUGUUGAUGCCUGGUGUCUGCUCUGGAUCAUAGUUUUUUCUUAAAAAAAGACACUGACAAGGGACAAUCAGGAUACUUGGGAAGUUUAAGGACAUAUUCUUCUUCAUUUUUAUUUUAAAAAAACAAAACCAUGCUAUAUUUUUUAUCUCCGUGGGUACAUAAACAAAUACCAAAAUGCGUGACUCCAAGUAGAGAGUUGGAACGAUUUGCUUCCUGUCUUUAUUAAGUUAAGAGACAAAGUAUUUGAAGAAUGAUGAGCUACAUAAGAUGAAUUGAUAAGAAUGUUGUCAUGAGAGCUACUACCAGCGGCAUGUGUGUACUUUCCAAAUGGAAUUCCAAACAGGGGAAUAAGAGCUCAAAUGAAAAAGAGCAUUUAAACCCAUUUCUGGGAAACGGCUACAGAAUGGAAUGUUGGUGUAAACUGUAAACCUUUGGGCUUGAAAGGAAUUAUUUUUCUACCAAAGCCUCAUUUAGUGGGCAUCUCUUGCGGGAAACGGCCAUAUCAUUCCCCAUCUGCUACAUGUGCCAAAUUGUCCCAAGCCAUGUACCAGUUAAGCUCCUGGAUCCCUCUCAUAGAAAUUGACCCACCACUGGAGAGCAUCUGGUCCCCAUUUGUAGAGGUAUUGCUUCAGAUCCAGACAGCAACUUAAGUUACAAGAUGAAAAACAUUUCACUUUUAAUUUAAAUAGCUGAGGAGCAGUUUACUCUGGAUUUUUCAAACUCAAGGUUGGAAUCAGUUUGAUUUAGAAAUGAGUUCAGAGUCGAACUUUCAUUUACAAAUACGUCUUGAUUCUCACUUUAGGGGUGAACAGUGGCACGCCUUGCAACUUCAACGUGAAACAAUUGGAUUUAAGAUAGUUAAGCUGAUCUGAGGUCAAUUGUAUGUUUUAAACUUAGUCCUGAGUACAGGGAUUUAACUGGCUUUAAAUCCCCAAGAAUGUUCUAAGCACUUUGCUGCCUCAGAUGGAUUGGUGAUGGGCAAUAUGCCUAAGGUCUGUGAUCAACAGAGGGCCAGAAUCAAAAGAAACCAAUUGGUUAUUUACAUGAAUUUUGUGUUAAAAAACAAUUUAGGUGUAUGGUGUCUGCCUCUGAGCAUGGGAUUCCAGUAGAUGCAAUCAUGGCUAAUAGAGAAUGUUAGCUCAAUCCUUCAUUAUUUGUCUAUCACUGCAAUCCAAACCUCUGUUUCACCUUACUAGGGUCUCCCCUCCAACCAUCCCAAAAUAGAUCAGCUGGAGGCUGCCUUUGAGCAACAUCCACUGGCAUGGAACCACAGCUGGAUUCUUGGCAGCAGUAGCCCACAAAAAGCUGCAAAAUGGGGCAUUCCAGUGAUGGAGAUGGUAUGAGCUAGCUCAGGACCCACUGGAUCACUUGAUGGCAUUGGCUGUCAUCCAGACUAGUGCAACACAAAGAAGGGUUUGGCCUCCACCUUGUCAUCCACCUCAGAUAGUGUAAGCAACAGGGUGUUGGAUGCAGCAAUGCCUAGACCACUCUAUCAUUAUGAUUCAAGCUAAACUAGUGGUCAUCAUCAUACACUUGAUUCCUAGCCUUGUGUUAAAAUGUUGCUGUUUUUGUAGAUCUGUUUUGCUGCAAAUAGUGCUAAACUACACAGAAUUAGCCAUAUUAAGAUGAAGGAAUUGGAAUUAAAUGUUUUGUCAGAAGGUUUAGAUCCACCAUCAAUGGCAUAUUUUAAAUCAAAAGGAGGAGACACAUGAGAACCAGGGAUUUUUUUAGUAGGAAGAUACAUUCCUGAUGUUUCAGGAACAUUUUGAGAAGCUUAGGAAAGGCAAAUCUUAAACAAAUGGCAAUAAAAUGGUUUUUAUUUUAUUUUGUUGCAUUGUGAGGGUUACAUCAGGUACCACAAGCUUUGAUGGCUGAGUUGCAGAAAACAAAACAGGAAAUUGCUCUAAUGGAGAAAGAAAAGAGGCUUGAUUAGAGUAAGAAAAACACCUGCUCCGUACAAUGGAAAAAGGCUACAAUACAGAAUCAACAAUUUGCCUGCCAAACCACUUCUUACUCAGAGAGACCUUGAAGAGGGAGAGAGAAGGUCUUUACUCCAAUAUAGUUCUGCUAUUUUUAUAUACCACCUUUGAUUUUCUCUUUCUCCAAAAAGUUCUAGGACAAAGUGUCUGUGGCAUGAAAAUGGUCAGAGAAUGAGUGAAAAGAAUAAAUGGGUGAACUGAGUGUGACUGUGUAUGUUUAUAAGAGGCUGUAUACUGAGGUGGAAAGUGCCACACUAUUGAAUAUAUAUUUUUUUUUUGGGGGGGGGACAUAGUCAUGAGCCAAUAUGUAGAAAUUCAGUGAAAAGUAAUUGAAAAGCUAUGCAUAUGGGUCCUGUAUAUCAUAAAAAGAGUUUAAUUUGCAAUGACUUCUUAUUGGAUUAUCAGGGUAGGUAUAAAGGAAAUUAAGACAAGUGAUUUUAUUUGGUGUCCAAUAAACAGAGCAGGCUAGGGAAUAUAAAAAUAGACACAGAAGAGAAAAGGAUUCAAAUUGUGAUGGGAAAAUCAACCCCACCCCACGCCCAAAAACAAAGACACCUGGAAACAAAAGAAGGAUGAGAGACAACAACCACACAGAAAGUUUGCAAGAAGCAAAAUUAAAUUUAAAUCAUUGACCCAAACAGAAGAUAUUUACCGAAUAAAAAUGCUUGGUUAAGGUGGUCUGUCACACAGAGACUGUUGAGAGUUUUGCUGCAAGAGGAGGCAAUCUAUCAGUGUUGAAACACUUCUGGCAAAUGCACAAUAUGGGCAGAAUGUCAUGAAACUCGGAAGGCUGCCAUAUACUGGGUCAGACUAAUAGUCCAUCUGCUUCAGUGUUGUUUACACUGACUGGCAGUGACUCUUCAAGGUUUCAGGCUGGCCUCUUUCCCAGCCUUACCUGAAAUUCCUGGGGGUUGAACUUGGAACCUUUUGCUUAUGCUCUAUAAUUCAGCUGUGGUUGCUCCCCCCACCCCCAACUCCUUCCCUCAAUAUCCUGUUUUACAUUUCAAGCUAGAGGAGAACUUUGGAGAGGAGAUACAGCUUGACUCAUAAUGUAGCUGAACAUUAUGGACCUUUAAAAAAAAUAUAAUCUGCCUUCUGAACAAUUACAAAUGUGGUUAUUUCAAAUCCCAAAUUCUUGACACCUGCCAAGUUUGGAAAAAGGGUGGAUAUAUUUAAGAGAUAUUGAAGGAGCAAGUUUCAUUUAAUGUGACCCAUUGUCCUUUGGCACCAUGGAAAUUCUCAAAAAGUUCUGUGUGUACAACUAAUUUGAGGCAUGAUGGAUUCAGUCCAACGAAGAACAUAUUUAUAAUAAGGCAUACUUCAAAUAUUGCAAAAACAGACACUCAUAUCUUGGCUUGGAUAGACUUUGGGAGUAUGCAUGAAACUUAUGUCCAAAAUAUUUGGCCUUGUUAAUUUCAGGGUGGGGAAAACCUGGCUGACUCCAAGGUUAAUCUGACAUUUUAGAUUUUAGUAAAUCACUUCAUUCAAAAUUUUAGCAAUCAGCAGAUUUUUAUAAGACUGAGAUAAUGUCCCAUAGAUGCAUGCAUUCUGAGUUUGAAUAUUAGACAAGGCUCAUUGUUGCUAUGAAACGGAACGUUCUAACUUUCAGAGACUUACUCUUAAUGAGGAUCAUAUUUAAUUAAUGGCAACUAUAUUGUGUGGUAUAGGUAUUUUUAUUUAUUAGUUAUUAAAUUUGUAUAUUCGGUACUUGUUCAGCUAUUUAGAUUAAGCCAGCUUGCUGUUCAGAGCAAAUUGUUUCAGAUAGGCCAGGUGAAACUACUUUUUGUCUAGCUGGUUGCUUGCCAAUAGUCAAGUUGGAUAUCUUCUUCCAAAUGAGAAGCAGCAGCAUCUAUAACAGUGGGAUCUGAUACCAGAGAUCUUCAGGGCAGUGGAAAAUAAAAGAGUUGGCAGUUUCUGAAUUUGGAAACAGACAGUACUGUGAAUCGAGCUAACAGGAAGCAGCUUGUAGAACUACAGGAGUAGUUGCUUUGGGCAACUUAUUCAGGAUCAGUACUUUUGAAGCCUGUUUUGAGGAGUCUGCUUGCUUCCAAUAGACUCUCCUAUCCAAUUUGCAAAUAAGCAGAUUCUCCCUAACCCUUCUCCCCCUCUCCCUCUAUCCCUCCUCUCCCUCAAAAAUGCUAAACUUUAUAGCAGCUUCCCUGAAAUUCUCUCAAAUCUGGGGGGUGGGGUGGUAAUCAAAAGACCUGAUGCAGUAGCCAAUGAAGUGGUUGUUAGAUGAGACCCUGGAGGACUCAAAAAGGUUUACCUUUGAGUUCACCUUUUUUGGGGGAAAGCAAUUAAUAAUUAUAAUAAUUUUGAGUAAUGGUUUGUAGAUUAAAAUUUGGCUCCUGAUUAAUAGGUUGACAAUGAGGAAACUCUGUGGAAGGAAUUCAAGGUAGCAAUGAGGAUAUUGCUCCAUCUGAGCAAACAUUUUUGCUUGCCUGGGGGAACACUCUUCCCUCUCUUUCCCCUAUAUAAUUCUCUGAGAGUUAUCCUACCCACUCCCAGGGCCAAUUGGGGUGGGAGUGAGGGGGCACGGGGAGGAGAGGGGGAACCCCACCCCACUGUACUAACAGAAGCCGUCAUGUGGGCUUCCACUAGUGGAGUCUGUUAGUAGAAUCUUGUCCAGCAAUUCUGAUAACGUGAAUGUAUUUCAAGUUAACAAACCGACUAAUCCAUCAGGCAGCAGCCACAGUCAAUUAACAGCGCAAUACAUGCCUACUUAGAAGUAAGUCCCAUUGUGUCCCAGUAGGAUUACUUCUGAGUAAUUGGUAUACCAUUGCACUAACCACUUAUUUUCUCCAUUGAAAUGCCUCUUGCUGCACUGAAGAGUUAGGUCCAAACAUGCUUGAGCAAAGCCGAUGUAAUUCAUGUGGAGGUUAAUGCUCUUAUAAAGGCAUUUUGUGUGCCCCCAAGGCAAUUAAAUACUGCGAAAGUCAAAGAAAUAAAAAUUUUUGGUGCUAUUUCCCAAUAGCUGCCAUAGGAAAUUUAUGAGGUGAGAAUUUCAUGUUUAGGCACAAUGCCGUGUUUAUUGUUAGCUCCCUGGAAAUUAGUAGAAAGUGAUGGGGGGAGGGGAAACCCAGUUUCUUUUCUUAUUUUAAUGAACUCUGUAUAUAUUUGUUUGGGGACGUUUUGGGUUUCUUUGAAAGAGUUUGAUACUGUUUUGCUUUUGCUUUUAGUAGUUAUUACCAGACAUCAGCAACACAGCUCAGCUUGAUAAAUGACAAUAAUGAACAAAAGUGCCAUUAUUACCUUUGGGAUAGUCAGGUUUAUUUUACUUUCAAGAUUUAAAUACUGUUUCUGUAGACAAAAACAACACAACCACAGUGACCUGUAAUAUAAUAACAUUAAAUGUAUAAAACCUCUGUGUUAGUGCAACAUGUCCAGAAAAGGUCAGAAAUAAGCAUAGCAUGCAUUGUUCUUAGUUUAAACAAAUGGACUUACCAUUUAAUAGGUCACUCCACAAUAAUGUAAUAUGAUAUAAAUAAUAGAAAGCAUUUCCUUCUCCUAUCUAGGUAAUAAAGCAUACAGUUUUCAUUUGGUUCCUGAUCACAGAGCCAAGGGUGAUUCAAACAAUUGAUUUAAAACUCGCAAGACUCACUCCCUAUAAAAACCAAAAUUAGUUACCGUGCCCCGCAACUGAAAACUAAUUUUAAAGCACUAUGUAACCUAAAGCAGUCUAAACAUGACCAAAUAACAUUUUACCACUGAAAUUUGACUCUUUUGAGUUUUGAUAGGGGACAGAUCCUUCGAUAGAAACUGUAAUAGGGAACAGUAACUUGGUAUUGUUGCUCUGCAAUGGACUCUAAUCCACAAAAGCUGAUGCCAUCCUAAAUGUUAGCCAUUAAGUUGCAACAAAACUCUUUGGGUUCUUUUCCCAGUACAGUGGUUUCUCGGGUUACAUAAGCUUCAGGUUACAUACGCUUCAGGUUACACACUCCGCUAACCCAGAAAUAGUACCUCUGGUUAAGAACUUUGCUUCAGGAUGAGAACAGAAAUCGUGCUCCGGCGGCGCGGCAGCAGCGGAAGGCCCCAUUAGCUAAAGUGGUUCUUCAGGUUAAGAACAGUUUCAGGUUAAGAACGGAUCUCCAGAAUGAAUUAAGUUCUUAACCCAAGGUACCACUGUAAUAUGCUGCAUUGGCCACAUUCACAUGUAACCCUAAAACCAUGUCUUAGAACUAUUUGAGUGACCUUGAAUGAACCUGCACAAAGUGUUGGACUUCUGUGGCCCCCUACAGCUUUCCUGCUAGGUGUGUUCUCCUCCUCCUAUCCACCCAGGAGCAGGACCUAAGCAGAGUUUUAUUGUAGCCCAGUUUAGUGUUACAUUUGAACAAGGGAUCUUGGUUUAAAAAAACAUUCUGUUUCAUAUCAAGCCAGCUUUAAACUAUGGCUAUAAAUGGAGCCGUCUUUCCCAUUGGUCUUAGCAGUUUGUUGCACCAGGGUGCUGGCCUCUUGGGCGCCCUAGUGAGUGGGGGAGCUGCAUGGUUUUGCCAGCAGUCUCCCCUUUCCCUGCACACCCGCCAGCUGCACCCCGGCAACUAUAUGGCUGGCGGGCAUGCAGCUUCCUUCCCAAGUCUCCGCAGGAGGAGAGCGAUCCCCAGAGAUCUGCAUGCCCACCAGCCAUGCUCCCGGCCCUGCUCCCGGUUGUUGUUCUCCUCCUGCUUCCUGGUGAAAGGCAGCACGCAGCCUUCCCGGGCUGCCUUCUUGGGCGCCCUGACACCAGAGAGCAUGUCCACCAGCACAUUUUCCUGCUUGAUCGCUGCCACCAUGUCGGGGAUCAGGGUGGUGGGGGAGGCAGAGGACAUUUUCACCGCCCCCUCCCUUGUUUUGGAGUUGCCGGGGGGGGGACGCUGGAGGGAUCUUUGCACCAUGGCGCCGGAUAUGCUUAAGACGGCCCUGGCUAUAAAGGUAGCUUGUUAAACUAACCAGAGUUUGAUCUAGGGUUCAAACAUAACUGCUAGGCCAAUGUUUAAUAUGAGUGAAAUUAAAUACUUCUGAACUCCUCACUGCUUCACUCAGACUCAUUCAAGUCCAUGCAGUGCUAAACUAUGACUUAGUGUUAUGUAUCAAUCUAUCAACAGGCAACCAGCUAGGUAACUGCUAUGGUGCUAACUUGUUCUUAGGAAUAUUUGUUCUGUUCUACAUCCACAUUGGUCGGGUCUUUUUUCUUUCUUUCUUUCAGGAACAGUUUGAUAGAAAUGGGCUGUAAGAUGGAUGUCCCUCAAGAUAUUCUUUUCAGGACCUUACACUUCAAAAUCCUUGACGCAGUGUUAUGUGAACACCUUGGACCUAGAGCUGCUUGCUUUGAUGAUACAGUGCCAAAACAACAACAUACCUUUGGCCAAGUUGUAGAAAGGUAAUUUAUUGGGGCUCAUGCCUCUAAAAGAAAAUAUCAUUUAGGCAAUGGGGCACAUACAGACAAACACAUAUGCACAUAACCUAUAUAUCUCUGAAGAUUCAACAAUUAAGUCAAAACAUCAUGAAAACAUUGAAAAUUCAGUUUCUAAUUUUAUUUAACAAUGUUGGUUUUAAAAGAAAUAGAUAAAUAAAAAAUGAGUGGGUUCCAACUUAGAAUCUAAUAUUAAAAAUAAUAAAAUUAGCAAUAUGCAAAACAUGUGCAUUGAUGCAUUUGCCAAAGUAUAAUAGAAAAAGUAGUAAUAAAUUACCCUUAGCACCUAAAUAGCACAUUUUGAGAGUUCAAAGUGCAUCAUGUACAUUAUCUUAGUAAGUAUUACAAUUGGCCUAUAAGGUACUUAGGUCAAUGAAAUCACCUCUAUAGAAAAAAUAAUAGUGGUUUGCUUAACCUAACUUAAUACGAUGAUGGUUACAGUGAAAUGUUGUCCUUGGAAUUUCCAGCUCUAACUUAUCCUAUGCAAAAAAAAGUAUUUAUUUAAAUCAUUUAUUGUUACUGUUUACUAAAUUUCUAUGCCACCCUUCAACCAAGGAUCACAGGGUGGUUUAUAAUAGAAAAACACAAACUCAUAUAACAUGUAUCAAUUAAAUCACAUUUUUUAAAAAGAGCCUCCAUUUCCUGUUCUCAGGAACCUUUUAAUCAAAGAGCAGCUUUGAAUAGCUCCAGCUUCCAUUCACUCAUACAUUGUAUUUCAGAAGAAUGCUAGUGAUGUAGACUAACAAAAAUUUUAAUGUCUAGAUAGAACCAUAAGAACCAUGUCAUCAAAAAUGCUGAAUGCAAACCAGAACUUUCUCUGUGGCAAUGAUUUCACAGGAUUCUCUCAGGCCAUUUUAAAUUAAAACAAAGAGCUUUUAAAAUGCAUUUUUUCACUUUGUAAAUCUAUUAAUAGAUGGUUCCUAUUGCUGCCAGAUGGCAGGGUGUUACUAUUGCAGUAUGUCAUGAUCAGGCAGGAUAGCUGUUGAUGGGAGACAACAACCAGGGCUUUAGCAGAGACAUCUCAAAGUGUACAUUUCACAGUGAUAAUAUAUAACAAGGUCCUUCUCUUCCUGACGUUGCAGGAAGAGGGGGCGGGUACCAAAGGCCAGCAGGAGGUGUCACAGGAUUUGAAGCUGGCUUUCACAUCCAAGUUUAGCACUCAAGUCAUCAUUGGCUCCUCAUACCUUAGGCAAGAGAUCAGUAGUGCCUGUGAAAAGAGAAAAGGGAAAUUAUAUUUUCCACCCAAGCCUCCAGGCAGACAUAGCAGGAAGUCUGCCAUUCACACCGCCCACUCCACAUGAGUCCUCCCCUUCUUUGAUGCCAAGGCUGGCGCUAUUUGUUAACGGAGCCCUGGCAAAGUGUUAUUGAUUAGCUCUACCUCCCUGACAAACCCCCUUCCAGCCUUGGGCCCUCCACUAGUGGAAUUACCAUUGUGUUGCCAUCUUGGGUGGGCAUCUGCAAGCCACCUGCCAUUUUUAUGUCCCCACAAUUUAUUGACAGUGACAUUCAGGGGCACUGUGGGAUAAUCAAAAUGGUGGCCUCCUGCUCUCCCACUGCUGCUGCUUUAUAAUCUGAGCCAAGGAAUGUUGGAGAAAAGCAAAUACAUGUCCUUCACCCGAACUUCUAGUUAAAUGACACAAGGACACUGUUUGUCUAGCAAUCUAGCCAGCCCUUGCUUGUAGUCUUUGCUUUGUCCAAGUUAACUCCACCACUAAAACAUGAGCCAUUUUGUUUGUUGUUCUCUCCAGGCAGUAUGUCUGUUAUUCUCUCUCUCUCUCAUCUCCACACACACUGUAAAUAGUUCCUGAAUGAAUAAAGCCUUUAAACUUC
Podarcis lilfordi (Lilford's wall lizard) is the source of this 41114-nucleotide messenger RNA. The record is from the annotation of a GenBank genome assembly. NCBI's taxonomy places the organism in Eukaryota, Metazoa, Chordata, Lepidosauria, Squamata, Lacertidae.